AGGAUUGUUACACGCAGAGAAAUAGGGGGAGAUAAAAUUUAUCUUUUCUCCUUAAUUUCAAAAACCCAGCUUCCAUCCUGUAUUUCAGGAAGAAGAGUCUGGGAAUGGGCUUCAGUGGAUGGUUAUGUAUGGCAGAAAAGGGGGCACAAAGGAAGGAAAAGACUGGAGUGGCAGAACAUGGAAUAUACCAUGAGAUGUUUAUUACUCUGAUUUUCAGCAUACAUGACCAGGUAGAUGGGAUGCCAUUCACUGAUGGAGGGAGCGGAGAAAGGAACAAAACAUAAAUUCAGGACUUUUGCUUGCAAGCCACAGAAGUUCACUGUUUUUACCCAUUUCCAACUAACUUAAGAUAAAAAGAGGUGUUAGGGCAACUCAAUGGCUUCUAAAAAUGAAAAGACCAGUGGUGGGUUGGUUUCAGGCCCAGGUAGGCCCAGGUAUUCAAAUAAUGUCAUGGCUUUACUUUCUCUCACCUUCUGUUUCAUUGUUUAUGGUCUUCCUUCUUUCCUACUGCACAUGGCUUUCCCCUCAUUGGCAAACAAAGCCAAUUCACAUGUCCUUUUGAGUCAUAAUCCCAGAGAAAUAGAGUAAGAAGAAACAUCUCUGAGAGUGUGGCAAAAAUUUCCAGAAAAGGUUCUGGUUGACUUAUUUGUGUCAUAUCCAGAUCUAUCUGAUUCUAGAACCCAUGCUGUUAACCACCACGUAGUACCAUCUUAACACUAGCCUUUAAAAAAAUGUUUUUCACUCUGUCUUCUUAUUUAGAUUCUAAGCUCCUCAAGUACAAAGAUCCAUUUAUUGUUUACCCCUACCAUGUAGUACUGUGCUUGGCACAUGGUACUGCAAUCUUUAAAUGUGUGUCCGACUGAACUAAAAUAAACAUCUAAAUUCUGAUGAGUGUGUAAACUGAGCUAAUUCAGGAUGUCAAAAGUGCAGCUAAAUGGUAUAAUAAGGAAAAAGUGAAUGAAUUGCAGGGUAGAAAAAAAUCAUGGAUCACUUACAAAUGGUUUCUAGAUCCAAACAGUCUACUAGAAGUCUCCAGCUGUGCAGACAGACAAAAGGACAAGGUGAAACCAGAGACCUUACUUGGCUUUUCAAAAAGUUUUAGAUUUCCACAUCAAAGGCUGUUAGAAAAAGUGUUAUCCUGAAAUUACUUACAAUUCUAUUAUUGUUAUCAUUUUCAUUUUGUUUUUUAAACUUUGGGAAAUAGAAACAAAGUCAAGUAAUAAAGGUUAGUAAUAAGUGUAAACGGUGGGGACUGAUCUGAUUUAACAUUUUCAUAAAUUAUAAGGAAGCAGUGUUUACACACCACUUUUUAGUUUGCUAAUCAUAGCUCUUUCAGUUAAUGCAAUACAGUCAUCCCCCAUAUACUAUAUACAUGGGAUUCGUUCCAGGACCCACCGCAUAUACCCCAAUCCAAGCAUACUCAAGUUUGCCUGUUCGCCCUGUGGAACCUGAGUAUAAGAAAAGUCGGCCCUCUCAACAGGGUGUUUAGAAUCCCAUGUACCAGGUUGCAUUGAGCGACCCACACAGUUCAAACCCGUGUUGUUCAAGUGUCAACUGUAUUUAGCAAAUUAAGACAAAGGUAAAAUGAUGGAAAAUAAUAGUAAAUGGCUUGAAUUUAGAUAAGGUUCACUUACGCCUUUGGGGAAGUAUAAAAGUGUGGAACAAGAGGUGGACACUCAGAGGUAGUCAUAGGCUCCAAUUAGAUGGACCUAUUUCCUUUGUAUUUUCUCACUUUUCCAUGCAUUUCUUGUCUAUCUCCCUGAGGCUGUAUAUUCAACUGAAGUGACCCUUACCGGCUAGAGGGGAAUUUCAGGCAAGGGACUGCUACAAUCUCUGCUAGUCUCCAGACCUUCAAGGAUUGGGUAAGAGGGUGAAAGGGGUGAGAUGGGUAAACAAAAUGAAGUAAUACAAAUUGGAAAGAGCUAUCCUUUUCAAGGAAGUGAGGUGAUGAAGAAUGAGGGUGAAGAAAAUACAAAUCUGAAGCAAGCCCAGAGGAAAACAACAAUGAUAGUCUCCCACUGAGUAUGAAAAGCAUAAAAUUAAUGGAGGAUCAAGAGAUGGUUAAAAACACAUCACAAAAUUCCAAAUUGCUCUUAUCCUUCGAAGUGUAAAGGCAGUUUCAGAACAAAACAAAACAAAACAAAAAACUGUGUGACACAAAACUUGUUUCUCAAACAAUGAGUAGAGAUUGAAAAUGCAAAUACAAAACUUUCAAAUAAAUUCCCAGAGUUGCUAAGGUCUAUCAGAGGAAACGGUGUAACGGUUCCUGGUCACCGGGUUCAGAAUGCCUGAGUUCUGAUCUUGGCUUGCCUACUUGUUAGUAUUUCUGAGCCUGUCUCCUUGACUGUAAAACAGCGAUAAAAACACCUAUCCUGACUACCACAAAGGGUGAGUUUGGCGUUCAAACGAAAACCAUGUAUCUCUUUUGAAAACCACAGUGCCCCAUAAAUAUAGCGUUCCUGUUACUGCAUCGCUGAAAUUACUGCAAACUCCCAAACAAGGGGCAUCUAGGGAAGAGCAACUUGGCUCUCUCACAUAGCGACUGUGUGUUUUCAUCAAUUUUGUCCUUUGUUUACAGGGGUAUCUUGUUAAGGAAAACUUUUCAGUCUCUUAAAGAUUUUUUAACCUACUACACAAGUAGCAAGGUGGUGCCUGUAAAAGUACCAUGCAGACAAGCGCUUACGAUAGACAAGUGCUCACUGCCAAGCAGCCGCCACCGGAAUGCCAGGACUGUCAGCAAGGACUUUCCGCGCAAGAGCAGUUCUCUUGAGAAAGAUGCACUCAUUGCAUGCGACCACCCGAGGGAUGCCGGCCGCCGAACGGAAACAUGAACUGGUGGAAAUGGCCAUCCGGUGACGUAGUAGUGACACAGUCCUCAUAAUUCUAUUCUGAUACAUUUAAUAAUGUGUCGCAAUUCGCUGGACUAAGCAGGAUGUUGCCACAAGCUGCAAACUCCCACCGACCCGACAACCCGCUCCCAACCCACUACCAAGAAUAAUGCGCGCGCACUCGGCUCCCACGGCUCCAGCGAACGCACCGCCCCCCACGCGGCCCGACGCGCGCGGCGACGUCGGGUCAUGUGACCCUGAGCGCGCCGACGGCAGGGGAGGGCGGGGGCUCAGGCUGACUCCGCAGCGCCGCGCAGGCGCCCCAGGGCCGCGCCGAGCCGAGCCCCUCCUGCUCCCUCUAGGAGUCAAAAUGGCGGCGAGGGGAACCUGGAGCAGUCCCGGAGCCUGAGCCAGUGACAGGAGAGGAGAGGACGGCGGCGGCGGUGGGAGGAGGAUGGCUGGGGGUGCUGGCGCCGGUGCGGACGGCGGUGCUGGUGGCGGCGGCGGCGGGGGCGACUGCAGCGGUCCCAGCGGCAGCAGCAGCGGCGGGAGGAGCCUCCGGGAAAUGGAUGAAAAGAGGCUGCUGGAUCCAGGGUUGAAGGUUCAUAAAGGCCUCUGGGAUUAUACUCUGAAGAACCCGCAGACGGAAUGCCUGAGUGACUGAAGAAAAUGGGUGCUAAUGCAUCUAAUUAUCCUCAUUCAUGUUCCCCGAGGGUAGGGGGAAAUUCACAGGCCCAACAGACUUUUAUAGGGACAUCAUCCUAUUCUCAGCAAGGCUAUGGUUGCGAAUCAAAAUUGUAUAGCCUUGACCAUGGCCAUGAGAAACCACAAGACAAAAAAAAGAGAACCUCUGGCCUUGCCACCCUCAAAAAGAAGUUUAUUAAGCGUCGGAAAUCUAAUAGGUCUGCCGAUCAUGCCAAGCAGAUGCGAGAACUCCUCUCUGGGUGGGAUGUUAGAGAUGUCAAUGCAUUAGUGGAGGAAUAUGAGGGAACGUCAGCAUUAAAGGAGCUUUCUCUACAAGCCAGUUUGGCUAGACCAGAAGCCCGGACAUUGCAGAAAGAUAUGGCUGAUCUUUAUGAGUACAAGUAUUGUACUGAUGUAGACUUAAUAUUUCAAGAAACUUGUUUUCCUGUUCAUCGUGCCAUUUUGGCAGCAAGGUGUCCAUUUUUUAAAACACUGCUUUCUUCCUCACCUGAGUAUGGGGCAGAGAUAAUAAUGGACAUCAAUACAGCUGGUAUUGAUAUGCCCAUGUUUUCUGCUUUGUUACAUUACCUUUAUACAGGAGAGUUUGGAAUGGAGGACUCAAGGUUUCAAAAUGUCGAUAUCCUUGUUCAGCUUAGUGAAGAAUUUGGAACACCAAAUUCCCUUGAUGUAGAUAUGCGUGGACUCUUUGAUUACAUGUGUUAUUAUGAUGUCGUCCUUAGUUUUUCUUCAGACUCGGAGCUGGUUGAAGCUUUUGGUGGAAAUCAGAACUGUUUAGAUGAAGAGCUCAAAGCCCACAAGGCUGUUAUUUCUGCACGGUCCCCAUUUUUUCGAAAUUUAUUACAAAGGAGGAUACGAACUGGUGAAGAAAUCACAGACCGAACUUUGAGGACUCCCACAAGAAUUAUAUUAGAUGAGUCCAUUAUACCAAAAAAAUAUGCAAAAGUGAUAUUACACUGUAUGUAUACCGACGUGGUGGACCUCUCUGUUUUGCACUGUAGCCCCUCUGUGGGGAGUCUCAGUGAAGUUCAGGCUCUCGUCGCAGGGAAGCCAAACAUGACCAGGGCAGAAGAAGCCAUGGAACUUUACCACAUAGCACUGUUCUUGGAAUUUAACAUGCUUGCACAAGGCUGUGAGGAUAUCAUUGCUGAGAGCAUCUCAUUAGAUACCUUAAUUGCCAUCCUCAAGUGGAGUUCUCAUCCAUAUGGCUCUAAAUGGGUGCACCGACAAGCUUUACAUUUCCUCUGUGAGGAAUUUUCCCAGGUCAUGACUUCGGAUGUUUUUUAUGAACUCAGCAAAGACCAUCUGCUUACUGCUAUCCAGUCUGACUACCUACAGGCAAGUGAACAAGAUAUCCUUAAAUAUCUGAUUAAAUGGGGAGAGCAUCAGUUGAUGAAAAGAAUAGCAGAUAGAGAGCCAAACUUACUGAGUGGCACUGCCCAUAGUGUGAACAAAAGAGGUGUAAAAAGACGGGACCUGGACAUGGAAGAGCUCAGAGAGAUCCUUUCUUCUCUCUUACCUUUUGUGCGAAUUGAACACAUCUUACCUAUAAGCAGUGAAGUCUUAAGUGAUGCAAUGAAAAGAGGCUUGAUUAGUACUCCUCCAUCAGAUAUGCUUCCUACAACAGAAGGCGGAAAGUCAAAUGCCUGGUUGCGGCAAAAAAAUGCUGGCAUCUAUGUUCGUCCUCGACUCUUCUCUCCCUAUGUGGAAGAAGCAAAGUCAGUGCUGGAUGAGAUGAUGGUGGAACAAACGGAUCUUGUGCGCUUGCGAAUGGUUAGGAUGUCCAAUGUGCCAGACACGCUCUACAUGGUCAAUAAUGCCGUGCCUCAGUGUUGUCACAUGAUCAGCCACCAGCAGAUCAGCAGCAACCAGUCAAGCCCUCCUUCAGUUGUAGCCAACGAAAUUCCAGUUCCUCGUCUCCUCAUUAUGAAAGACAUGGUCAGACGACUGCAGGAACUGCGGCACACGGAGCAGGUGCAGAGGGCCUACGCCCUGAACUGUGGGGAAGGCGCCACCGUCAGCUAUGAAAUUCAGAUUCGAGUGCUGAGAGAGUUUGGUCUUGCAGAUGCUGCUGCAGAGCUGUUGCAGAAUCCUCACAAAUUCUUUCCUGAUGAACGUUUUGGGGAUGAAAGUCCACUCUUGACAAUGAGGCAACCUGGGAGAUGUCGCGUAAACAGCACCCCUCCUGCAGAAACCAUGUUUACAGAUCUGGACUCUUUUGUGGCCUUCCAUCCACCCUUGCCCCCUCCACCACCUCCCUACCACCCCCCAGCUACCCCAAUCCAUAACCAACUCAAAGCAGGCUGGAAACAAAGACCUCCCAGUCAGCACCCUUCACGUUCAUUUUCUUAUCCCUGUAAUCAUUCGCUGUUCCACUCCAGAACAGCUCCUAAAGCUGGCCCUCCCCCAGUCUACUUGCCGAGUGUGAAAGCUGCACCACCUGAUUGUACCAGCACUGCAGGACUGGGCAGACAGACGGUGGCUGCUGCUGCCGCCACCACCACCUCAACAGCAACAGCAGCAGCAGCGGCAGCAGCAGCAGCAGCAUCUGAGAAGCAAGUGCGAACACAACCUGUGCUGAAUGAUCUGAUGCCUGACAUCGCAGUGGGUGUGUCCACACUGUCACUCAAGGACAGGAGGCUUCCAGAGCUUGCUGUAGACACAGAAUUAAGCCAGUCAGUUUCUGAAGCAGGACCAGGGCCUCCCCAGCAUCUGUCAUGUAUUUCACAGAGACAUACACACACUUCUCGGAAAAAACACACACUAGAGCAAAAAACAGACUCCAGAGAAAAUCCACAGGAAUAUCCGGAUUUCUAUGACUUCUCAAAUGCUGCUUGCAGACCUUCUACUCCUGCUCCCAGCAGACGCACCCCUUCCCCUUCGCAAGGUGGAUAUUUUGGUCCCGAUUUGUACAGCCACAAUAAGGCAUCACCAAGUGGCUUAAAGUCAGCCUACCUACCUGGCCAGACGUCUCCUAAAAAACAGGAAGAAGCUAGGAGAGAAUAUCCACUUUCCCCUGAUGGGCAUCUACACAGACAAAAGAAUGAGCCAAUACACCUGGACGUCGUUGAGCAACCUCCCCAGCGGUCAGACUUUCCUUUGGCAGCCCCAGAAAAUGCUAGUACUGGUCCAGCCCAUGUCAGGGGACGAACCACAGUAGAAACUGACUUGACUUUUGGGCUGACUUCUAACAGACCUUCACUUUCUGCGUGUAGCUCUGAAGCUCCCGAAGAGAGAUCCAGUAGAAGACUGGCAGACAGUGAAUCCCUGGGCCAUGGAGCUCAGAGAAAUACAGAUUUGGAAAGGGAAGAUUCCAUAAGCAGAGGAAGGAGGUCACCAAGCAAGCCGGACUUCCUCUACAAAAAGUCUGCCCUCUGAGAGCAACCUCCAAGUCGUCUGUGCCUGAGAUGUGAAACAUCCCAUUUUAUGAUGUAACCCAACAACUUACAGACCAGUUUAUCAAUGCCAGCUGAUAACUCCGUUUCACAUGAUUUUGUUGUAGUUUUUGUGUAUAUAUGUGUUUAUUAGACACAGCAUGCUAAGAAGGUUUGUUUUUUUUUUUCAAUGUUGCAUCUGUCUGAUUUGUGUUUGAACAAUUAUGUCGGGAAGCAUUUUUAAGAACAAGCAGGCUGGCACUUUUUAUUUCUCUUUACAAAUGAUGGAAUUUUUUUGCACUUGUACAUUUAUUUUCUCUGUAUUGAUUUUAUAUCAGUAUGUUAAACUUUAUUGCCACAUUUAAAGGACUGUAUUUUCAUACUUUUUUGCAUUUUACCUUUCAUCUACCAAUCCAUGUGCAUUGGAUUGCACACUAAGAUGUAUUUUCUUACGGAAUAGUUGUGUUUAUUUUUUAAUUAUAGAAAUUCCAAAGAACAGCACGUCAGAAUGCUCCUCUCUUUUCAGUAAUUGUUUCAGUUCAGAGAUCUUCCCGCUCAGCCUCCAUAAAUCUAAUGUCCCUUUUUUUUUAAUAAGUCCUAGGAGCUGGGCUUCAUUCCUCCAGCGGGAGUCCAGUCAGGGUCCUGAAGUCUGCUGGUUCAGGAAAGAACAGGAAGGAGAAAAGCCUUCUGUGCCCAGGCUAAAGCUGUUAUAUUUCCAGUGUGGAUGCAGUCAGAAUCCCUGCACAUUCUGGUCAUAAGGAUUAGAGUCACCAAAUGAGGCUCCAAGGAGAUCGCAUCCCUUGGAAUUAGAAAGCAGUGGAGACCGUGCACAGUGACUCACACCUGUGAUCGGCACUUUGGGAGGCCGAGGCGGGCGGAUCACUGGAGCUCAGGAGUUCAAGACCAGCCUGGGCAACAUGGCGAAACUCCAUUUCCAUUAAAAAAAAAAAAAAAAAAAAAAAAAACACUAGCCGGGCAUGGUGGUGCACGCCUGUAGUCCCAACUACUUGGGGGGCUGAGGUGGGAGGAUCGCUUGAGCCUGGGAGGUUGAAGACUGCAGUGAUCCAAGAUUGCACCACUGUGCUCCCGCCUGGGCAACAAUGAGACCCUGUCUCCAAAAAAAGAAAAAAAAAAAAAAAAAGGCAGUGGAAAUAGAGAAGUAACUUAAAGGGCACACUGACAGAAUUUCUGGUUCUGAGCGUCAACUCUCCAGCUGCGAUGGGGGAACUGACUGCUUGCUGCCUUUAAUUGUCUUACUCUCUAUGGGAAGAAAACAAAAGGGCUUCAGUCUCAUGGAUGUUAUUUGGUGUUUGUAAACGUAUGUUUUCUUUUAAACGAUUUUCAAAGUAUGUCUAAAUUUUGGUGUUGGGUAAUGCGUAAUGCUUUCUCACCAACAGAAAAAAAGAAAAAAAAGUUUUCAGUUAAACACUACAUGUCCUACUUGAACUCCACGGGGACGCUGGUUUGGCAUUUACUAAACCACUGAGCACAUGGGGUCUUUCCGGAUCCUCUCCCUUGGAAGGGCAAUGUGUGAGCUAAGGACUGUUUUUUUCUUACUCUCCAAUGUAAAUAUAUUAGUAUUUGAGUUUUUAAAUCACUUCAACAUUAUUUGAGCAUUUACUUUGUAUUUUUACAAACACAUAAACACACAGCCGUAGCACUUAGAAGAAAAGAGGCUUUCCAAACAUUCCUUCUUCUGGAUAUUUGGGAGCCUUUUUUCUGUGUAUGUAUAUAUAUAAAAAACCAUGAAUCACUCACACUCACUCGAAAACUAUGCAGGGCUAGGAAGCCUCUACGAGCUACCGGAUAAAUGAAUUACAUGCACUUUGAAGUAAAUAGGUUUUCUAUUGGGUGUCAACAACUCUGAUUUCUCCCAAAACUAUAGUUUCUCUUACGGUCUUUUCCUCCUUUACCCUGUGGAUAUACACUCAGGAAUAAUCUGACAUUUUAGAAAAACCCAAACAGUAGAUAGUCUCCAAGAUGGGAAACAUGUCGUGUGUCUGCACACACCGGCAAACUGCCGCCGCUCGUUCUGCUGCCUGACUGGUUAGCUGCUGUACGGGUGCACUCGGUGACGCUGCUGGUGCAAGCUCCCGAGCUCCCAGAGUUAACACUAAUCUGCAGGUCGGCUGUGCAUCGCAUUCGAGGCUCCUUUUUUAAAGAGAAAAACAUAGGCCUCUGUUCUCAUUUGUAAGAAAUUUGACUCAUAAUAGAAGACGGUGUCUUUUGAAGCCCAGCCUCUGUCUGUCUUCAGAAACAAAAGCGAAUGCCAUCAUAUUCCUUGAUGUGUGUUUCUACCACAUAUGUAUGUUGACAUGUUCAUGUACUGCGCCGGUACUGCAAGUAAAACUCAGUAGACCUAAUUUGGAUGGGGAGAAAAAACUCAUCCCUGACCCUUUUUUUUUUUGGUCUCCAAAUGUUAGACCAGAGAUGUUGAUCCCACACAUUCAUUUUUCUGAAAAUUCAUGAACUAUUCUCUCAUGUCCCUGAAAUAUAAUUAUAAAAGUAAAUGGCCACUAUUCCUAAGAUUAUUUAGUUUAUAAAGUUUGCUUUUAAUCAUACAGCAGCUUACCUGGCUAAAACUAUGUGUAUAAAGGGAAAAUUUGCUUUAAUCUGUGGGAUUGCGGACGGGUGUGACUUGCAAAAGGUUAACAGGUGUGGCUUUUGUGUGUGUUAGAUGAGGUGUUAGUGGACUUUUAAUGUAUCUUGUGAAGUAUGGUUACUAGGGUAGGUUGAAGAGCUACGUGCCUCUGGCUUUUGAACCCAUCUAUUAAAUCUUUUUUAAUGCUGUACUAAGAUAAAUGUGAAGUCUAAGUAAGGUUGCUCUCAGAAAAAAAGCAUAUAUAUGUAUAAAAUAAAAUUCAGGCCAUGGGAACUGGCAUUUUACUUGGUGUAGGAAUUUAGUGCGAACCAAAUCACAAAAAUACCAGAUCUCCUUUUGAGAUUGUGGACAAUCAGGCCGUUUGGACAAUCACCACUUCCAGUGCCCGCUGUGUGUUGAGGUUAGAGAACUACCGUUUACAUGCUAGAGCCAAGAGAGGACAUUCAAGUUUCUUAAAGAUGCUGUUGGUAUUUUUUCUUAUGUUAUUGUUUUAGUUUUGUGAUUUUUAUGAAUAAUUUUAAGUUCAGAGUCAACCCGUGGCUCCUAAGGAAAAAAACAGCAGCAUGAAAGGCAAAAAGUAUUUGAAACAUAGUUGUUUAAGUUUUCCACGCCCAUUCUCACAUGCCCCCUUCAGCUUUAUUUCUGGGAACAUGUCCCUAGACCUCAGCUAGCCUGACAAUGCAAUAAUCCGUUAGGCUUUGAGACUUUUCAGUGAAUUCUUGACAUUUCAGUCUUCUUAUAGAAUUCUUUAUGAAGCCUUACCUAAUUCUUGUUUUUGCUUCCUCAGAAACUUUAUUAUACCUGCCAUCCUUCAUUGGAUUUUUGUUUUGGUUUGUUGUUGCCAUUCUAGCAAUGAGCUUAGUCCUUGUACAUCUGCAUUAAGGUGCCGAUGCAGAAGGCAAAUUGGAAGCACGCGCCAGCGGCAGUGGGGCUCAAAGCCGACCUCCAUGCAUCAUUCUCUAGAGUUGAAAGGACUGACAUUUCUCAGUAACUACCCGGCAAAAUAUAUAUUUUCAUAAUGCUGAAUUUAGAAAAAAAAUGUUUCAUGAAACACUUGUAAGAUACUUAUUUUGAAAUUAAUUAUAAGGCAUUCAUAUUUUUAGGACUGAAUUCAAAGGGAAAUGCUUCUUUGACUUUUUUUCAUUGUUCGGUUGACUUUCAGCUUUCUGGAGUGACUAUUAAAGCAGCAGUGAUGGGUGCUAUUCCUGGUUCUGCGGUAGUUUACUUUGUCUACUAAGUGAUUUACUUUCAAACCUCAUUACAGAUAAUCUUACUAAAAGACUUAACAUGCACACUGCUAAAAGGUGUUUUACUGUUUUCCAUUAACGCUGUUGUAUGAACAAUAUUUGGUGACAUGUCUUUUUGUCCUGUAGAUUGUCAUAUCUGUUAUGUAGUUAUCCUAUUGGCAAGUCCUUUGAUUUUUUUUUUUCCUCUAGAAAAUCCUCAGACUGUCAAUCUUCCGUAUUCUGAAUAUUAUAAUGCUGUGGCCAUUUCUAUAGAAAGAUUACUUGCAAGUGUGUGUCUUGAAAAUAACCUCUUGUAUUUGUGUGUUUAUGUGAGUUCUGUCUAAGAGGUCAGAUAAGCUCUGGAAGCUUCAUCAUCUGUACCUACACGUGACUGUAUCUGGGUUACAUGGGCAGGCGGUACCAAGUCCUGCUCUUUGAUGGGGUGGCUGAGAGAGAAAGGUUCCUGAACUCUCCUUGCUGUGUACGCACCACAUCUGUACUUCAGAGCGGUGGAAAACCAUCUACAACACUGCAUUUCUUGUGGUUGUGCUGUUACUGGUAUAAAGUCAAGUGCCUUCAAUGCUAAAGGCUCAGAAAUUUUUCUUAAACUGAUUUCAUGUCCUAUGCAAGUGUUUUCUACAACCUGCAUAACCAGUACUUUGUAAAACUUGUUUACGCUUCAAUUGUACAUAGUGAUUUUUAAAGAAAUAUAUAGUAUUUUUAUUUAGGUACCUCCAAACUUGAAUUCGUCUGUGUGAAGCAUUGUAAAACGAUACAUUUCUCUUUUGAGUACCAUUACAGUUGUACAGAGGUUUUCACUGCUUCUAUUUUUCUACUGUUACUGAUAAGCAUGUAACACUGACUUUAUCCUACAUAUAGUUGGCAUUUCAAAUAAAUGGCUUGUAUAGAA
Molecule: messenger RNA, 11642 nt
Organism: Cercocebus atys (sooty mangabey)
Lineage: Eukaryota; Metazoa; Chordata; Mammalia; Primates; Cercopithecidae
Gene: BTBD7
Product: BTB (POZ) domain containing 7
Exons: 11
Coding region: 3498-6908 (1136 amino acids)
Biological process (GO): morphogenesis of a branching epithelium; regulation of branching involved in salivary gland morphogenesis
Molecular function (GO): protein binding
Source: RefSeq, a predicted model, not a curated record